AUGCUCAAAUUAAAACUACCUCGCGAACCACAUCGCCGCCGAUUGAGGCAUCAGGAACCCGAACUUCCACCUAUGGAUACAAUGCGCAUCAAAGUUGACGAGAUACUUGGCAAGACCACAGUCGCGACUUCGGAUGACCGAGUCAAAGCUCAGUACCGUCGAAUUCAGCGCGGAGUUUUGCUAUACGAAACAUGCAGUAGCGAGGAGCUUCAAGUCUUCUGCCAGCAAAGAGGAAUAAGCCUCCCGAGGAGCUCCAACAGAAUCACAAGACGCGCGCGAGAUGAUUUGAUCAAGAUCCUCGAAUCCGCUGACGAGAACAUCACCUUUCACAAAUACAAGAACCUGCCGGCAGAACUCGGCCUCCUUGUUAUCGAAGCCUACAUGUCCUCUGUGCCCAGUUCCAACAUUUCCGCCACGCCACCACCCAUUUGCGGCGUCUCUCGCUCCCUUCGCCACGACUCCAUGAUCAUUUUCCACCAGACCCUCAGACUCAACCUGAGCUUCGACUUUCACAGAGGAUCUGUUGAUCUGGCUCUCGGAUCUCGGUCUAUGAUAGAAGUGCUGUAUAUCAGCGAAGUUGAAUACAUCAAGAAGUAUUCCAUCCGCGGUUUCUUCGCCCCCGACAGCAAAUCCGUCUUCACGCUCGACAUCUCCAAGGAUGGCAAGAACUAUCAGAUUUCGAAGACGAACGAGCCAAUCUCCGACAGGCAGAAAAGGAUUGCUGGGAAAAUGUUUGGGCAGAUGAAGGCUUCGCUAGACGGUAUGCUUGCUGGAAAGGGGAGGAUUGUUCUUCGGUUCUCGGAGGUUUGGGGAUGGCGGAGAAUGUGGGAGAUGGCAUUGAGGGAUGUGGAGGAUGAGGAUGGUGAGAAACAUAUUGGGAGCUUGAGCGGCCCACCUGCGCCACCCAUGAUGAUCGGCGCGUAG
Pseudocercospora fijiensis CIRAD86 is the source of this 924-nucleotide messenger RNA. RefSeq lists its product as uncharacterized. The record is from RefSeq and is a predicted model, not a curated record. Lineage: Eukaryota; Fungi; Ascomycota; Dothideomycetes; Mycosphaerellales; Mycosphaerellaceae. The transcript has a single exon. The coding region runs from base 1 to 924 and encodes 307 amino acids.